Molecule: messenger RNA, 1250 nt
Organism: Eupeodes corollae
Lineage: Eukaryota; Metazoa; Arthropoda; Insecta; Diptera; Syrphidae
Gene: nac
Product: GDP-fucose transporter 1
Exons: 5
Coding region: 183-1193 (336 amino acids)
Biological process (GO): protein O-linked glycosylation via fucose; GDP-fucose import into Golgi lumen
Cellular component (GO): Golgi apparatus
Molecular function (GO): antiporter activity
Source: RefSeq, a predicted model, not a curated record
CGGCUGAACACUCGAACGAAGUCGACAAAAGUAAAUACACAAAACUGCCGCGGCCGAUGGUGAGGUGUUAGUUUUCUCGAUGUAAAAUAAAAAUCCGACUUUAAUUGAAUAAUUUGAGAAAGAAAUGAGCUCAACUUAAAAAGUAUAACCCAUACAAAAAGUGAACUGAAACCACAACCAAAAUGUACAAACCAUUGGGAGAGCACAACAGACUAGCAUUUAAGUAUUUCCAAAUAUUUAUGGUCGUAGCUUUAUAUUGGAUAGUUUCGAUAUUGACAGUGUUUGUAAACAAAGCACUCCUAAGUAGCAAGGAUAUUGAUUUGGACGCACCACUUUUUGUAACUUGGUUCCAAUGUGUGGUCUCGACGAUAAUAUGUUUUGCCAUGAGCCGGUUGGCGCUCAUAUUCCCCAAUACAAUACGAUUUCCCGAAGGAACGCCACUUGAAAUUGAUACAUUUCGAAGGAUGCUUCCGCUGUCUUUCGUCUUUACAUCAAUGAUAGCCACAAAUAAUAUGUGCUUGAAAUAUGUGGGUGUUGCAUUUUACUAUGUUGGACGAUCACUUACGACAGUCUUCAACGUAAUUCUGUCGUAUAUUGUUUUAAAACAGAAAACAAGCUUCAAGAGUAUAUUAUGUUGUGCUGCCAUAGUUCUUGGAUUCUUUUUGGGUGUUGAUCAGGAGAGUCUAACAGACAAUUUUUCAUGGCUUGGCACGUUCUACGGAGUUGUUGCAUCACUUAGUGUAUCAAUGUUUUCCAUCUACACAAAGAAAGCAUUGCCACUAGUUAAUCAAGAAAUUUGGUUACUUAGCUACUACAACAACUUCUAUUCGAGUAUAUUGUUCCUGCCGUUGAUCAUAAUUAAUGGUGAAUUAAACGCCAUCAUAACCUAUGCACAUUUGUUUUCGGGAUGGUUUAUUUCGGUGAUGAUAGUUGGAGGAAUAUUUGGAUUUGCAAUUGGCUAUGUUACAUCUCUACAAAUUAAGGUAACUUCGCCCUUAACGCACAAUAUUUCCGGUACAGCCAAAGCUUGUACCCAAACGAUUAUAGCAACUCAAUGGUUUAACGAAACAAAAUCGUUUCUAUGGUGGAUUUCGAAUGGCAUAGUCUUAUUGGGGAGCGCGAGCUAUGCUCGGGUUAAGCAAGUGGAAAUGGAACAGCAGCACAAUAGGUCAUCAAUAUCACAAAAAAUUUAAACAAACAACAAAAUUAUAUAUUUAUAUUAAACUGACUUCUUUAUGUCCUAAAUGUAA